This is a messenger RNA of Numida meleagris (helmeted guineafowl), 4208 nucleotides long. It is a transcript of the gene LMNB1, whose product is annotated as lamin B1. The transcript is spliced from 11 exons. Lineage: Eukaryota; Metazoa; Chordata; Aves; Galliformes; Numididae. The coding region runs from base 103 to 1854 and encodes 583 amino acids. The record is from RefSeq and is a predicted model, not a curated record.
UCCUCCCGCCCGGCGCUCUCCUCCCGCCCGGCGCUCUCCUCCCGCCCGGCGCUCUCCUCCCGCCCGGCGCUCUCGCAGCCUCAGCUCAACACCUCGCGUUCCAUGGCGGCGGCCGCCGCACCGCUGUCGCCGCAGCCCCGGGGCGCUGCGGGCACCGCGGCGCUGAGCCCCACACGCAUCUCGAGGCUGCAGGAGAAGGAGGAGCUGCGGCAGCUGAACGACCGGCUGGCCGUCUACAUCGACAAGGUGCGCAGCCAGGAGACGGAGAACAGCGCGCUACAGCGGCGCGCCAGCGAGCGGGAGCAGGUAUGCGGGCGCGAGAUCAGCGGCUUGAAGGAGCUUUUCGAGACCGAGCUGGCCGACGCCCGCAAGACGCUGGACGACACAGCGCGGGAGCGGGCGAAGCUGCAGAUCGAGCUGGGCAAGCUGCGCGCCGAGCACGAGCAGCUCCUCAGCAGCUAUGAAAAAAAGAGUUCUGAUCUUAAUGCAGCUCAAGUCAAACUUCGAGAGUUUGAAGCAGCACUCAGUGCUAAAGAAGCUGCGCUGGCCACAGCUCUUGGUGAUAAGAGAAGUCAAGAAGAGGAACUUGAGGAUUUAAGAGAUCAAAUUGUACAGCUUGAAGUUUCUUUAGCUGCAGUUAAGAAGGAGCUUGCAGAUGGAACUUUACAGAAGGUGGAUCUUGAAAAUCGUUGUCAGAGUCUCAUUGAGGAUUUGGAAUUCCGUAAAAAUAUGUAUGAGGAGGAAAUCAAGGAAACAAGAAGAAAACAUGAAACUCGCUUAGUUGAAGUUGAUUCUGGGCGUCAAAUUGAAUAUGAGCAUAAACUGGCCCAAGCACUUAAGGAAAUAAGAGAGCAGCAUGAUGCACAAGUGAAACUGUACAAAGAGGAGCUUGAACAGACUUACUGUAACAAACUUGAAAAUAUUAGACAGUCAUCUGAGAUGCACAGUUGUACAGCCAACACCGUAAGAGAGGAACUUCAUGAAAGUCGUAUGCGAAUUGAAGCACUGUCAUCCCAUAUUGCCGAUAUCCAGAAAGAGUCUAGAGCAUGGCAAGACAGAGUGCAUGAGCUUGAGGAUGCCUUGUCCAAGGAGCGGGAAAACUGUCGCAAAAUGCUGUCUGAGAAUGAGAGAGAAGUGGCAGAGAUAAGAAAUCAAAUGCAGCAGCAGUUGAGUGACUACGAACAACUUCUGGAUGUUAAACUGGCACUUGAUAUGGAAAUCAGUGCAUACCGGAAAUUGCUGGAGAGUGAAGAGGAGAGGCUCAGACUUUCUCCGGGUCCGUCUUCUCGAGUGACAGUUUCACGGGCUUCAUCAAGCCGUAGUGUACGUACCACCAGAGGAAAGAGGAAGAGAAUUGAUGUGGAAGAAUCUGAAGCCAGCAGUAGUGUCAGUAUCUCCCAUUCAGCUUCUGCCACUGGAAAUAUCUCUAUUGAGGAGAUAGAUGUUGAUGGAAAAUUCAUCCGCUUGAAGAACACCUCUGAACAGGAUCAACCUAUGGGAGGUUGGGAGAUGAUCAGAAAAAUAGGAGACACUUCUGCUAGUUACAGAUAUACCUCAAGAUAUGUACUAAAGGCAGGACAAACUGUUACAAUUUGGGCUGCAAAUGCUGGAGUAACUGCUAGCCCUCCCACUGACCUCAUCUGGAAGAACCAGAAUUCCUGGGGCACUGGUGAAGAUGUGAAAGUUGUGCUGAAAAAUUCUCAGGGAGAGGAGGUAGCUCAAAGAAGCACUGUCUUUAAAACAACUGUAAAUGAAGGGGAAGAGGAGGAGGAGGAAGGUGAAGAAAUUCUUGAAGGUGUUAUCCACCAACAGGGAGGCCCAGGGAAAUCUGGCAGAAGCUGUGUGGUCAUGUAAACUCUUUCCAGUCAUCCAGGUUCUUCAAAUAAUGGUUAUCACUGUCUACAGCAUAGCCUUCUCAGAAGCACAGUGUAUUUUUGUAGUUUCUUUCUGUGAGUUCUUAAUCUGAAAGUCUAAUGGCCUUAAUUUCCUGACAUUGAAAAUGAAGUUUUGUAAAAGAAACUGUAUCUGUAACUUGCUGUUAAGACAUAAGCUGGUGAUUCUGAGCUCUGUACUGUUUGAAAAUGACAUUCCCUACCCCCAGUUUUAUAUGCCAGUCUUUUGUUUAAAAAGAAACUUUAGAAGUUUCUGCAUUUUGGGGAUUGAUUUUCUCAGACAACACCACUCCAGCCAUCCACUGUUGACUUGUUUAUAUUUAGGUGCUGUUUGGGAAGGGAAAGGCAUUUUCAAUACUGUGAACUCUUUUUAUACUGAAGACAUUUUCGUAUUACAGCGCAAUCAAAGAUAAAUGACUUUCUUAUAGAAAAUAGACUUUUUUAAAAAGAAGAAAAGGGGAUAAAAAACCGUAAAAUCAUGUAAGCACUCAAUUCAUGAAGGAUGCAGUAAAAAAACUUUCUAUUACUACUUUGUUUGCUUAGGUUUUUUAUUCUGAAAAGGGGAUUCAUGUUAAAUGUGUUAGUUGUGUUGUUCAGAUAGUGUAACAGCAUAAAUUUGCUUACGUGGUUUUUUUGUGACAAAGUCUGCUUUCAUAUUGAUUGCUUUGCUUGUUGACAGUUUUUAGGAACAAAACCAAGUCUUCUAGAGAUCUAGUCUAUGUUUUUAUGGAAAACAAUUGUAAUUUUGUCAAUGUGGAACGUUUCAAUCCUUCUUGCAUUUACCUAAUGUUUGAAAGCUUUGAAUAAAGAGUGAAUGAAGUAUAGACACUUCAGAUUAAGUUUUUGGAAUUUGUCUUGUGAUAGAACUGAGUUAAAAGUUGAACGAUUGCUAGAUAUUUAGAACUGAUAAGCUUUGAACUUAGAAAAACCUGCAUGUAAGUGGAACAGUGGCUCCUGAUUUGUAAAGAUUUCUCUUAAAAUAAUGAGGAACGAAUUGGCAUUUGGAAAAUCAAUUCUUUGGACCUUUAUUCAAAGUCUACAUAACUGUUUCUGUAGCUAUCUUCAUCUUGAUCUGAAUGCUUUUGUAAUGGCCAGAAUCAUGGGAAUUCAUUGUGCUGUUUUGCUCUCAGUUUCUUGAAAAACAUAGAACUUUCUUUUGACAUGUCUUCCAUGUUAGAUGAGUUUCUAUCAGAUGAACUACAUCAUGACAUUUUGAAUUUGUGCCAGCAGAAGUGGACAGAAGUGGCCAAGGGUGAUGUGGAUGGACAGAAAUUGGUGAGACUGCUCCUUUUGGUAGUAACAUUGGCUUAAACAACUGCAUUAGACCCUGAAGUAAAACCUGAUCUCAUUUCCGAUUUAAAAGUGUUCAUAUUUAUGUAGUAUGAAUAUCUUCAUAUUUCAGUCAUACUUCAUAUCCUGUAAUAUUCUCAUUACUUCUAAAUUUUUUUCCUAGGAAUAAUGUUUUUCUAUUAGUUAUAGUCUGAGAUACUGGUGUUACAGGCAUUACCUGUAUAAAUGAACAUUUACACUGUAGGAAACUGUUUAUUCCAUUUAUUUGUUGUUUUCAAAACUAAUAGCACAGACUAGCAAUACAUUUCUGUUAGAUAGGACUGUUAACACUUCCUCACCAUUUAUAAGAGAUUGUUUUGCAUGUAGCAGUGUUCUUGGCUCUAGCUAUUGUAGAGCCUGUUUUUGUCACUGCAAAAUGAUGAACAGUGCCUUAACCCUUACAUGAACAUGUACCUAGGAGCAGCUGCUUGAGUUUUCUGAAUAUUCAGGUAAGUCAGCACUCUUGUAAUAGAUGGCAGUGGACAAGUGCUGGUUUUUAGAAAGGUGCUUUAGAGUACUUACAUAAAUUAGCCUAAAUAAUGUUAGGAUAUUUUAAAGAUGGGAAGGGAAAAAAAAAAGACUUCUAUUCUGUAUGCUGCUAACAUUUAGUGUGGAAGCAUCCUACCACCAGAUGGAGGUCUUGUUAUUGAGCUAUAUUCUCUUUUAAAAAACAGCAAAACAAAAACCACUAAUACCCUUCCUACAUUUCAUGAGUUCCUUAAUAACAUCAGAAAGUUUCUCUUUACUAGACUGAAUGAAGUCCUCCUAUCUCUUCACCAUACUUCCAACCUUUAAUUAGUCUCAUGAAAAGCACUGUGACCUCAAGCUUGAAAGAUACAGUUUUAUGUCAGUAUUGUUUUCCCCUACCCUUCAACUGUUGUAGUUACUGCUGAUAUCGACCAGUUCGGGUGAGAGAAGGCUGAUGGGUGGAAUUCUUUAAAGGUAUCAGACCAAUGGAAAAUAAACUUGUUGGUUUUUUUAACAUUA